This is a messenger RNA of Sesamum indicum (sesame), 1906 nucleotides long. NCBI's taxonomy places the organism in Eukaryota, Viridiplantae, Streptophyta, Magnoliopsida, Lamiales, Pedaliaceae. The record is from RefSeq and is a predicted model, not a curated record.
CGAAUAAAUUAGCUGGAAAUACGAUUUCAGUUUAAAGACUCGCUGCUGGAGAUAAUGGCUGCGCCAAAGCUCAUCGUCUCAUCCCCAACGUUACAGUAACUACCUCGUUCUCCGCCAUAACCAAAUAAUACUGAAACCCUAAAAUCAAAAUCCCAAUAAUCAAUUUCAAGUUACACACAAAAACACACGUUUUAAGCAAUGCAAUCACCAUGCGUAGACGCUUGCAAAACCUACAGCAGUAGCCUCUUCCAAAGAGGCUCUCCCCUGCCGCAAUUUCUUGGAAAUCAGGUGGAUUACCGCUCCAACUCCUCUUUUUCGACCCGUAGGUACAGUUCUUAUCCUUGUAUUUCGUGCAAUUUGAACGAAAAGAGUGAUCCCCAUGCUGACAACCGAGGAAGACCAAGCCAGAAUUUCAGAGUUAAUUGUAGUAGGGGUAAAGUGCGGGCGAAGGGGAAGGAGAAUGUGUGGAGUAUCGACAACGAGAUGGUGAAAAUUGAGAAGGAGAAGGAGAGGAUGAGGAGGCGGAAAAAAAGGGGAGGGAAGAGAGUGACGAAUGUGAAUAGAAAAGGUGAUGGGGUUCUGGUCUCUGGUUCGAUGUUGAUGGAAGUUGAAACCGUUUUACAGACACAGGAACCAGUUAUUCGGCCUGCAUGGUAUACCUUUACAAGUAGUGUCAGUGGGAUAUGGAAGGGCGUAGGAGCUGUAUAUUCUCCAAUCACUGCAGAAAUGGAGCCAAUUGAGACUGGCAGCAGGGAUGAAAACUUAUUUUGCUAUACCUUAUCCCAUAUUGAGGUGUUGCCAUCUACUUCUGGGGCUCAAAGUUCUCAAAUACGAAGGAAAAUAAAUUGGGUUACACUGAAUCCUUAUGGUGAAGCUCAGAAGAAUGGAGGUGGUCUUGGAAAUAAAAACCGAGAUGCAUCUUUCGUCAAGGAAACAUCUGGCAGAAAAUCAACAGGUCACAGUUUGCCAAAAAUUGAAUCUUUUGACUUUGGAAGAAGUGAUGUGAUGGAAGAAGAUGUUAUGGGGAUGGAACCUGGUCUUGUUUUCUUUGAGGAUGGAUCUUAUUCCAGAGGCCCAGUGGACAUUCCAAUCGGUGAAUUUGACGAGUCUAAUUAUUACCUGUCCCCAACUUUCAAGUUUGAGCAAUGUCUGGUUAAAGGUUGUCACAAAAGACUGCGUGUUGUGCAUACAAUAGAAUUCAGUAAUGGGGGUUCCGAUAUCCAAAUAAUGAGGGUUGCUGUUUAUGAAGAAGAAUGGGUGAGCCCAGCCAACAUACCUGACUCCAGUGAGUUGGAGCUGGACUUGAUGCCAUUUUCUCAGAGGAAAAGAGUCCAACCAUCAGAGCUGACCGGCUCCUGGAAGGUGUUUGAGGUAAGCGCCACACCGAUAUAUGGUGAAGACAUGAUAAUGGAGGAAAGCAACAGCACACCUUAUGUGUACCUCUGCACAGAAACCCUUAAAAAGAGAAGCCUGCCGGAGAAUCUUGUUUACUUCGGUGAGGAAGAGAUGCUGGACAUGCAAGACGUCGCAGUCCUCUGGCUGCCUGGAGGUGUGACUGCCUACGUUGAUGUAAACAAGGAAGGCAUCCUCUGUAUAGGCGUUGGCUGGUACUCGGAGGAGGGAAUCAACCUUGUAAUGGAAAGGGAUUAUGGAUUAGAUGGGAAACUUAAGGAGGUUAGAUGGAAAUCAGAGAUGAAGAGAAGAUGGAAUAACCCUCCCCCUAUGUAAAUUCUUUCUCGUUUCCUUGUUUUCCAACCAUUCCACGUAUGUUUUCAAGAAACGAUGGCAAAAAUAUAGUAAGUUCUCUUGUUUUUGAUAUACCAAGAGGCAGAUAAUUUACUUAUGCGAUGUCAUAAAAUCUGCAUAAUUUGUUCCUCCUUUUGAACUCAAGGAUGAUAGUUAACCA